Aspergillus calidoustus is the source of this 1602-nucleotide messenger RNA. Lineage: Eukaryota; Fungi; Ascomycota; Eurotiomycetes; Eurotiales; Aspergillaceae. The record is from the annotation of a GenBank genome assembly.
AUGGCCGCAAACAGGUGUCUCUCGGCUGAUCCCAUUCCCAUCGAGGCCGUCUCUGAACCACGUGCCACGCCCUCUGAGUCUCAUCUACGCCGGAGCGCCAGCGAAGACCUCCAGAACCUCAAGUUCAAGCGGCAAAAGCGCGAUGAACCGGCAAAGAGCCGGUCCUUCUACUUCGUCGACUCGACCUCGUCCUCCCGUGAGAAACGCGCACAUGUCAUGCGGCACCAUGUUCAGGAGAAGCGCAAACAGCAGCGGCAUACACAUUCGCGCAAUGGCAGCGAUAGAAGAACCAAUGGCCUACUGCCGCACCUCUCAUGGGAGCAGAAGCAGCCAGAGGUACAAGAGAGGACAGAGAACGGACCACACGAUCCCGUGCCUUCACCAAGCCGCCGACAUCGCACAUCAUCCAUCUUGAACGCACCAGAGAUCCAAAGUCCUAGCUCCUCACAACCGAAACCUGCCUACCUCCCUCCCAAAACCCCUCCUCAUGUGCCGUCACCAACCACUAUACUGGACGCUUCGCGAAAGGACUCAUUCAACAGCCUACCCACCACCUCCCCGGCCGACAUGGCGCUGGCGGACUACUGGACGAAUAAACUGACCUAUUGGUCUGGUCAAAACAAAUACCUCAAAGACAGCGUCUUCAAGAUCUCCAUGAACCAUCCAUUAACCUUCCAAGCGGUCAUACUCUCAUAUUGCGCUCGAUGGAAGUCUCAAUUAUAUAACCACAGCAACACCCCUGAAAUCAACCACCACCUUUCCUACGCCACAAAAGGCAUCGAAGACGCUAUGAACGGCCGCAUGAAGAUCGACAGCGACAGUCUCGCAAUGGCCAUCGCUGGCCUAGCUUUACACGAAGACCGCUUCGGCUCGAAGGAGCAGGCAAUGAAAUAUGAAGACCGCGCCGUGCAAAUCCUGCGCACACGCCCACGCUCCAACGGCCUCGCCGAAGUCUUUCUCCACUACGUCCGCUACGUAAUGGUGCCUCCUCCCCCCGCAACCCCUAUCGGCUGGCAAGACGGCCAAGAAUGGCUUGUCACAUUCCUCCGCGCAGCAGAAGGCCUCAUGAAAUCUCACAACACGGAGGAAUACUUCAGCAACGUCCCACAGCGCCGCAGCGCCUUCCAGAUCGGAGGCCCCCUCUUCUCCCUCCUCUCCAGCGGGCCUCACCCCUCCCGCGUACCCCACGAUUCCCGUAUCUACGUCGUGCGCAAUGUCCCCACGCAGGAACUGACCCGCACCGCAGCCCUCAUCUACAUCACAGCUGCACUGUGGGACUACCAAGACUCCUCCGGCCAAACCGGCCGCUUCCUCAACCACCUCCUACAUACCGUGAAGAAGCACGAACUGGAUCGGCGUCCAGCCUGCGAGACUUUCAUCUGGCUCCUGCUUGAGGAAAAUUGCGAUAAAGACCUGAAGGACUCCGAACGGGGUUGGUCAACGGGGGAGCUACUCAAAAUCCAUAAACAGCUGCGUCCGGACCUCCAGUUCCAGUAUAACGAGACUCUACUCAGUUUCCUCAUGCUGAUGAGUCCGAUGAAGAGCGUGGAUGCCUUUGAGAGGGAAGUGAAACCUGCCUCUCGGGUAGAGGAGGAAGCCUGA